AGAUCCCUUUUUUUCCCCUCUUCUCUUGUAUUUAGCAGGAAAAUAAAAGUCCCUUUGGAAAAUAUCUUGAAUUCAUCAAAAAGAUUCAAUCUUUUUUAUAAGAUUUUGUUGGUUAUGACAUUCGACGUAUCUGUUGAAAGCUUCUGAGACUGUCACUACUUUUAACGAAGAGACAUCGAUAGCUUGGAGCAGUUGUUCAGCAUCUUAGCCAAUUUGAAGAGAGCGCGUGACUGAUCCCAAGAUGCACGCAUCCCAGAUACCUCAAUCAUCAGGCGGAGUUCACAAGUUGUGCCAUCAGCCAACGGCGAACUUUGAGCAAUAUUAUAGCCCUUACCAUGUAGUUAACAACAAUUCCAGCGAUACUAGCAGCUCGGGGACACAGCUCUCUUAUCAGACACAGAAUGAAAAGUUUUUCACUCUGGACUCACUGCCUGAUGCUGGUUAUGUCAGCUAUGAUUCGCCUCCUGCUGUUAGCGUCUCGUCCAACUGGAGUCCGUUCUCUCCUCAGUGUUCUCAGUCGUACAUCUCGGAUCAGCACCAUUCCUCAGACAACACUUAUGGUUCACCCUUGAGCGGGUGUUCAGUAAUGAAUGAUGGCAAUGAACUGAAGCAUGUGCUAAGGGAGAUGGCGAAUAAUUUGCUAGGGCCUGGUUCUGAUAUUGAUGAAGACAGCAGUUGCUCUUUCAAUGGUGAGGUCUCAAAACCUUCAAAGUGGAAUCGAGUAUUGGAAAUUGCACCGAGCUUGGACAUGAAAGAGCUGCUUCUUGCCUGUGCUGAAGCAAUAUCCGAUGUCGAAGUCACAGCUAGAGAUGCUCAGAUGAAUGUCUUAGGGCAAAAGGUAUCGGAUGCCGAUGUCACAGCUAGAGAUGCUCUGAUAAAUGUCUUAGAGCAAAAGGUAUCGGUUUCCGGGGAACCUAUGCAACGAUUAAGCGCAUACAUGUUGGAAGGACUCAAAGCAAGAAUAUAUUCUUCGGGAAGUAACAUAUACAAAAUGCUCAAGUGCAAGGAACCAACUGGUUCAGAAUUGAUCUCUUACAUGCAAGUCCUCUAUCACAUCUGCCCCUACUACAGAUUCGCUUACACAUCCGCCAACGUUGUGAUCGAAGAAGCCAUGAGGAAUGAGAGCAGAAUCCAUAUAAUUGAUUUUCAAAUUGCACAAGGAAGUCAAUGGGUGUUCCUUAUGCAAAAUCUUGCUCAUUGGCCUGGUGGACCCCCUUCUGUCCACAUCACAGGUGUUGAUGAUUCCCAAUCAGCUCAUGCACGCGGUGGUGGACUUCACCUAGUAGGUGAAAGGCUAGCAAAAGCUGCUGAAUCAUGUGGAGUGCCUUUUGAAUUCCAUGCUGCUGCUAUAUCGGGCUGUGAGGUUCAGCUAGAAAACCUUCAAAUUAGACAUGGAGAAGCCUUGGCAGUUAACUUCCCGUACGUGCUGCACCACAUGCCAGACGAGAGUGUAACCACUGCAAACCAUCGAGACCGUCUACUUAGACUGGUUAAGAGCUUGUCCCCGAAAAUAGUCACCCUUGUCGAACAAGAAUCUAACACCAACACUUCUGCUUUCCUUCCAAGAUUCCGUGAAACUCUGGAUUACUACACCGCAAUGUUCGAGUCAAUUGAUGCAGGUCGCCCGGGGGAUGACAAGCAAAGGAUCAAUGCAGAGGCGCAUUGUGUGGCACGAGACAUUGUCAACAUAAUAGCAUGUGAGGGGGCUGACAGAGUGGAAAGACACGAAGUUUUUGGAAAGUGGAGUAUGAGACUUACAAUGGCCGGAUUUACUCCAUGCCCCUUGAGUCCAUCAGUUGGUGAAGCCAUCAAUGGUGUGUUGAAAGAGUUUAGCCCAAAUUAUCGAUUUGCAGAGAACAAAGGCGCGCUUUAUCUUGGAUGGAAGAACAGAGCUUUAGCGACUUCUUCAGCUUGGAGAUGACUGUCGUCUAAGAUGUAAAUCUCUCCCUACAUGAUCUUGAUAUGUUUACCUUUUUUAUUUUACGAGAUGUAGGACAAACGAAAAUCUUAGGCGUGUACAUGUCAACAUUGGAAAUAAAAUAGUGAACUUUGAAAUAGAAUUGUGCAUCUUCACAUUUGUGGACAUGAAUUUAGCAGAAAACAUCUAAACAAAGUUAGACAUUGGAAA
Solanum verrucosum is the source of this 2128-nucleotide messenger RNA. Its product is annotated as scarecrow-like protein 13. Gene Ontology annotation, molecular function: sequence-specific DNA binding; DNA-binding transcription factor activity. Gene Ontology annotation, biological process: regulation of DNA-templated transcription. Lineage: Eukaryota; Viridiplantae; Streptophyta; Magnoliopsida; Solanales; Solanaceae. Gene Ontology annotation, cellular component: nucleus. The transcript has 2 exons. The record is from RefSeq and is a predicted model, not a curated record. The coding region runs from base 242 to 1921 and encodes 559 amino acids.